Cololabis saira (Pacific saury) is the source of this 2296-nucleotide messenger RNA. RefSeq names its product tripartite motif-containing protein 16-like. Gene Ontology annotation, molecular function: zinc ion binding; protein binding. The transcript has a single exon. The record is from RefSeq and is a predicted model, not a curated record. NCBI's taxonomy places the organism in Eukaryota, Metazoa, Chordata, Actinopteri, Beloniformes, Belonidae. The coding region runs from base 26 to 1702 and encodes 558 amino acids.
UUUCAGUCUGUUAUCGAGAGGUGAGAUGGCGCAGAAAGGAGAUCAGCUGGACCGAGAAACCUUCUCUUGUUCGAUCUGUUUGAAUCUUUUAAGGGAUCCGGUGACUAUUCCCUGUGGACACAGUUACUGUAUGGACUGUAUUAAAACCUUCUGGGAUGAAAAGGAGAAACUCCCCAGCUGUCCUCAGUGUAGAAAAACGUUUAUACCGAAACCUGCGCUGGGGAAAAACACCAUGUUAGCAGCUUUAGUGGAGCAGUUGAAGAAGACUGGACUACAAGCUGCUCCUGCUGAUCACUGCUAUGCUGGACCUGAAGAUGUGGCCUGUGAUUUCUGCUCCGGAAGAAAACUGAAAGCCAUCAAGUCCUGUUUAGUCUGUCUGGUCUCUUACUGCGAGAAACACCUUCAACCUCAUCAUGAUGUGGCUGCAUUAAAGAAACACAAGCUGGUGGAUCCCUCCAUGAACCUGCAGGACAACAUCUGCUCCCGUCAUAGUGAGGUGAUGAAGAUUUUCUGUCGUACUGAUCAGAAGUGUAUCUGUUAUCUCUGCUCUCUGGAUGAACAUAAAGGCCACGACACGGUCUCGGCUGCAGCAGAAAGGACUGAGAGGCAGAGAGAGAUGGAGGUGAGUCGACAACAGAUCCAGCAGGAGAUCCAGGACAGAGAGAAAGAUGUGAAGCUGCUUCAGCAGGAGGUGGAGGCCAUAAAUCAGUCUGCUGAUAAAACAGUGGAGGACAGUGAGGAGAUCUUCACUGAGCUGAUCUCUCUCCUCCAGAAAAGAAGCUCUGAUGUGAAGCAGCAGAUCAGAUCCCAGCAGGAAACUGAAGUGAGGAGAGUCAGAGAGCUGGAGGAGAAGUUGCAGCAGGAGGUCACUGACCUGAAGAGGAGAGAGGCUGAGAUGAAGCAUCUCAUAGAGACCGAGGACCACAACCAGUUUCUCCACAGCUACCCCUCACUGUCACCACUCAGUGAGUCCACACACUCCUCCAGCAUCAGCAUCCGUCCUCUCAGGCACUUUCAGGAUGUGACAGCAGCUGUGUCAAAGGUCAGAGGUCAACUACAGGACAUCCUGAGAGACACGUGGACAAACGUCUCACUGACCAUCACUCAUGUGGAUGUUUUACUGUCAGAACCAGAACCAGAACCAACUAGCAGAGCUGGAUUCUUGAAAUAUUCAUGUGAAAUCUCUCUGGAUCCAAACACAGUAAACACACGGCUGUUGCUGUCAGAUGAGAACAGAAAGGUGACUUUUAUGAACCAAAGUCAGUCUUAUUCUGGUCAUCCAGACAGAUUCACUGAUUAUCUUCAGGUCCUGAGUAGAGAGAGUCUGACUGGACGUCAUUACUGGGAGGUGGAGAAGAAGGGAGACGGGGUUGGUGUAGCAGUUGCAUACAAGAGUAUCAAGAGAUCAGGGGGGUCCCCUGAAAUUUUAUUUGGAUGUAAUGACAAAUCUUGGUCACUAAAUUGUUUAUCAGAUAAAUAUUUAUUUAGGUACAACAACAUCAGUUCCUCCAUCUCAGGUCCUCAGACCUCCAGAAUAGGAGUUUACCUAAAUUACAGAGCAGGUUUUCUGUCCUUCUACAGCGUCUCUGGAACCAUGACACUCCUGCACAGAGUCCAGACCUCCUUCACUCAGCCGCUCUACGCUGGAGUCAGGAUUAACUACGGUCCUGGAGACUCAGCUGAGUUCUGUAAACUCAAGUAGACGUUUUUCCUCUUCGUGUUUUUUCUCAGUUUUUAUUGAUUGUUUGUUCUAUAAGUUGAUGUUUUGUUGUUAUUUCCACCUUAUACACUGACUUCCAGGUUUUUAAUUUAAUGCUGCAGGGAUCAAAGUUUAUAAAACGGUGACAGAUGGUUGGCUGUUCGGUUUCUGGCUUGUUGAUAGUUGCGUUUGUUGUUUUGUCCUGUUUUCUCUGCAGUUCCUUCAUGUUUUUCAGAGGAACGUGGUAAAAACUGAACAUGUAAAAAUGUCAAACUUGGACUAACCUCUGAACGGAGCAGAUGGAGAGAGUUCAACGUGGAGCAGCAGAUGAAUGUGAGUGAAGGAGAAAUAGACGUGAGAAAGGACGUGUGGGAGAGACUUUGUAGAUGACAGAAAAAAACUGUCACGCUUUAAAGAAACUAUAAAGGUGCAGGCGCAGAGGAAUGUCUCUGUUUUGGCCAUUGUGUCUUCACAAUAUUCAUGCUAUAUGAAUUAAUUUGUAUUAAGGAUGUGAUUGAUUGAUUGAAACCUUUAUUGUCCCCUCAGCUCAUUUAAAAAGAGGCUUAUAAUGAUAUAAUAAUGAUAAUAAAAAAUAAU